AUGGACGUUGAUGAAAAAAUAAUCACGUUACACUCAAAUACAGAGUGUAAGCAAACUUGUGGCAGCAACUGGAAUGAUCCUCCAGAAGCCGAUGGGGAUUUAGAUGGGGAGAAUGAUCUGCAUGUCUAUCUAGAUGAGGAGAGUGUCCAAGAUUUGUCUUCCGACGUAGACGGUGACAUUAACCAAGACACGGGUGGAAGCCCUAAUCAAGCUUUCCACACAGAUGUGGAAGGAACCCAAAGUGUCUCUCCAGAGGUGGAGGGAGAAGCAGAUGGAGAUUCCACGGAGGACUUUGAUUCUGAUGCGGACGAUGGAGAGGACCGUGUUCUCUGCUUGGAUGUCAGCGAUGGUGACCGAGACUUCGACAUUAGCACUGGUCAACGGGAGGUCAACCGCGAAUCGUCCCUCGCAGCCACCUCGCCGGUUUCCCCUUCUGCGCCUGACAAACCAUACAGGUGCCCCGAAUGUGGGAAACACUUUGGCACCAGCUCCAUCUUGGGCCAGCACCGCCGCAUCCACAGCGGAGAGAAGCCCUAUAAGUGCGGCGCCUGCGGCAAAUGCUUCACCCGGGGCUCGACCUUCCUCCAGCACCAGCGGACGCACACGGGCGAGAAGCCGUUCAAGUGCCCCGAUUGCGGCAGGUGCUUCGGCCGGAGCUCCAACCUCAUUCAGCACCAGCGGGUCCACACAGGGGAGAGGCCCUACAACUGCGGCACCUGCGGAAAGUCCUUUUCCCUCAGCUCCACCCUCAUCCAGCACCAGAUCAUCCACACGGGAGAGAAACCGUACAAAUGCCCCGAUUGCGGCAAGUGCUUCAACCGCAACUCCAACUUGCUGAACCACCGGCGGGUGCACACCGGGGAACGCCCUUUCGCCUGCCGCGUCUGCGGCAAGUCGUUUUCCGAGAGCUCCUCCCUCACCCAGCACCAGCGGACCCACACCGGGGAGCGCCCUUUCCGGUGCAAGGAAUGCGGCAAGUCCUUCUCGCUCAGCUCCACUCUGAUCCAGCACCACGUCACCCACACCGGGGAGAAGCCUUACGAGUGCCUGGACUGCGGCAAGUCCUUUGGCCUCAGCUCCACCCUGCUGCGCCACCAGCGGGUCCACACCGGAGAAAAGCCCUUCGAGUGCCAGGACUGCGGGAAGACCUUCGGCGUCAGUUCGCACUUCUUGCAGCACCGCAGAGUCCACACGGGCGAACGCCCCUUUCAGUGCCCGGAUUGCGGGCGCGCCUUUAGCCAGCGGGCGCAUUUGGCGCUACAUCAAAAGACCCACCAGAAUGGGAUGGCCUUGCGGCUCCGCCACCAAACCCUCUACAUCUGCAGCGACUGCGGGAAGAGCUUCCGGCAGAGCUCGCACAUGGCACAACACCAGAGGGUCCACGCCGGCGAGAGGCCGUACCGAUGCGAGGACUGCGGGCGCGGCUUCUCCCAGAGCUCCAAGCUGCUGCAGCACCAGCGGGUCCACACCGGCGAGAGGCCGUACCCUUGCGAGGAUUGCGGGUGCCGCUUUGGGCACAGCUCGGCACUGUCGCAACACCGGCACAUUCACACCGGGGAGAGGCCGUACAAAUGCCCACGCUGCGAGAAGGCUUUCUGCCAGAGCUCGGCGCUCGUGCAGCACCAGCGUAUCCACACCGGGGAAUUGCCGUACGCGUGCCAGGAAUGCGGGAAGCGCUUCCGAUACCUCCUGCAGCGCACGCGGCACCAAAAGGCGCAUUUCAGGGGAGGGGCCUCAGCUGCUGCUGCUGGUCUUGCAGGAGAAGCAGAUACAUUAGCAAUGAAGAACAAGCUGGUACCUUCAGCAGGGAAUGAGACUUCGGCGGAAGAGGGGGACCGUGCAGAGGAGGGAACUUCCUCUGACUCGCUCCCUCCCAGUCACCCUGAGCCCUGGUGGCUGCAGUCUGUUCCCAAACACUUGUUGGAGCAAGAAAGUCUUCACCUGCUGGCAGAAGGACAAGGAGGAAGCCAGUCCGACGUCUCUAGGAAGGGAGUUCCAAAGUCUGGGAGCAGCCACCAAGAAGGCCCUGCUGACCGUGAGAGUGAUGGAACCGAGAGAGGAGUCUCCCCUGAAGAUCUCAGAACUCGGGCAGGUCCCCUAGAAAAUGCUCCUGCCGCAGCAUCCCACAUGGAUGGAACAAAGGAGGCAAGCGAUCCUGACAGACCUGGAACUUCGGAGGAAGAGGAGACCCUGAGAAUCACUCAUGCAGGUGAUGCUGAGAAGAUGGAGCCCUUAAAGGGGGUGGAGGAGGAAGAGGAGGAGGAGGAGGAAGAGGGCAUCUUAUGUAUGGAGCCCAGAGGCCGCGUCGGAGAUGACGACUCGCCGACUGCGGCCCCUCCGCAACGCGGGAAGGGGGAGCGCCCAUACCCCUGCGGCGAGUGCGGGAAGACGUUCAGCCAGUGGUCGAAGCUGGUGCGCCACCGGCGCAUCCACACAGGCGAGCGCCCCAACACGUGCGCCGACUGCGGCAAGUCCUUCACCCAGAGCUCCCACCUGGUGCAGCACCGGCGGACGCACACGGGCGAGAAGCCCUACGUCUGCGGCGACUGCGGCAAGGCCUUUUCCUGGAGCUCCAACCUGGCCCAGCACCAGCGGACCCACACCGGGGAGAAGCCCUACGUGUGCCGGGAGUGCGGCAAGGCCUUCUCCCAGAGCACCAACCUCAUCAAACACCAGCGCAGCCACACGGGGGAGAAGCCCUACCGCUGCCCGGAGUGCCCGAAAAGCUUCUACCGCUCCUCGGACCUCAUCCAGCACCAGAUCACACACACGGGCGAACGGCCCUUCAAAUGCGACGAGUGCGGCAAGGGCUUCACCCAGAGUGCCAACCUGGUCAAGCACCGCAAGAUCCACGCCGGGGAGAAGCCCUUCCGCUGCAACGACUGCGGCAAGACUUUCAUCCAGAGCUCGGAGCUCAUCCAGCACCAGCGGACGCACUCGGGCGAGAAGCCUUACCAGUGCCAGGAGUGCGGCAAGCGCUUCGGCCACGGCGCCACCCUGGUCAAGCACCAGCGCCUGCACAUGGGGGUGGAGCCGUACCGCUGCGCCGACUGCGGCAAGACCUUUGGGCUCAGCUCGGCGCUGGAGCGGCACCGGCGCUGCCACAGCGAGAGCCGCCCCUACGCCUGCGGGGAGUGCGGGCAGAGCUUCUCGCUGGCCUCCAACCUCACGCUGCACUCGCGCAUCCACCGGGGCGAGAAGCCCUACCGCUGCGCCGACUGCGGCAAGUGCUUCGGCAUGAGCUCCACCCUCAUCCGCCACCAGCGCAUCCACACGGGGGAGAAGCCCUACGCCUGCCCCGACUGCGGCAAGGCCUUCGUCCGCAGCUCCCACCUCACGCAGCACCGGCGGACGCACACGGGCGAGCGGCCCUACCACUGCGAGGAGUGUGGGCGGCGCUUCUCCCAGAGCUCCAACCUCAUCACCCACCAGCGCAUCCACAUGGAGGAGCGGCCCCACGUCUGCCACGGCUGUGGACAGCGCUUCGCCCAGGAGGAGGAGCUGCAGUGCCACCACCACCAGCAGCAGGACGGGAAAUGCAGCGGCAAAGGGGGUGUCAGAGAGCCAGAGGGCCUGGGGAAAACCUGUGGGGAAAGCCAUGUGCCGGCAUCGCACCCGGAGAGCGGAGCCACUUGCGCCAUGUGCGGGCCGGAGUGCAAAGAUGCAGCCGGACUCGUGCAGCACCAGAAAGGCAACGUUUCCCUCGUCUGCAACAUAUGUGGGGAGAGCUACCAAGAUGGCGCCAAGUUAGCUCAGCACCAGGAAAGCCACACGUCUUACAUCUGUACCGAAUGUGGGAGGAGCUUUGGGGACUCGGGAGCCUUAGCCCGUCAUCAGGAGAACCAUGAAUCUUGGAUAUGUGGCGUCUGCGGACAGAACUGCAAGGAUCGCUUGGCCUUGGUGCAGCACCAAGAAGCACACUCGCUGCACAUCUGCGGCGCAUGCGGAGAGAGCUUUGUCGACAGCCAGGCACUCGAGGAGCACGAGGAGAGCGGGAGGUGCAAGGACGACUCCAAGCUCCUGUUUGGCCCGGGAUCCCAGAAGAUGCCGGCGCGUGUGGAUUCCAGGGAGAGCUUUGCUGUCGGGAUGGCUCUCGUGCCGCGUCAGGAGGGGGAAGCAUUGUGGGGCUGUCUGGAGCGUGGGGAAGGCUGCAAGGACAGUUCGGCCCUGGGGUACCACCAGCAGAGCCACCGGCGGAGGCCUCAUGCCUGCUCCAAGUGUGAACAGGCCUUUGCCGAUGGCGCAGCCCUCUCCCGCCAUCGAAUGACCCAUAUGGAAGGGGAUUUGUACAAAUGUCCCCAGUGCGAGCAGAGCUUUGAGGGCCUUUUGGCCUUCACUCGGCACCAGGGGGAACACGCCUGCGAGAAGUGUGUGGAGUGUGGCCAGGCCUUUGAGGACUGUGAAGGCCUCUCGCUCCACCAGAAGAGCUUGGGGGACGAAAUGCACGGGCGUCUUGAAUCCAGAGAACCUCCUCGGGCCGACUCAGAUCCUGUAACACAACUGAGCGAUCCCAUGGAGGAGCCUGCUGACACAGGUUUUACCACAGCCCGUAAAAUAUUCUCUGGUGACCAGCCCUCCAAUGAAAAGGUGGUGUCCAGCCCCCACAAGAGUGUCCCACUGGACAAACAGCCCUUUAGUGACCACUUGAGGCCUACUUUGCACCAGAGAAUCCACCCGAAAGCUCAGACUCUGGACAGUGUCACACCUGAGAGCAUCCCUGAAGAAGAGGAGGCGUGUUCGGGUGGGCUGGGCCUCCAGGACAGCCUAGCUCUCGCCUCACAAACCCCACCCGAAGAAGAGCCUGGUCUGGGCACCUUGGGUGACAGCUCGCUUAAAGAUAGCUUGGCUGCGGCUCCACUGCAGAAGAGAGCUUCUCCCGCCGACAGACCUCCUCCGGUCUCCACCGAAAUGGCUGCCCUCAUCCGCCACUCAAGCACCAAGCCCUACAAGUGCCACGACUGCGAGCAGAGCUUUGCGGAUGCCGGCGGCUUGUCGUGCCACCAGGCUGGCCACACGAAGGGGCAGCUGCUGAAGUGCCUCGAGUGUGGGAGGGGCUUCCCGGAGAGGCUGGCUCUGAUCCGGCACCAGAUGGAACACACAGUACAGAAAGCCAGAGCCGUGCGGCAGCCGCCGCCAACGAGGAACAAUCGCGGCAAGGAGAGGGACCCCGGGAGCCCCCUGGAAUUCGGGGAGAGCUUCACAGAGAUCUCGGCUGUCCUUUUGCAGAGGGAAAACCACGUCUCCGAAAGGGGUGCCUCGCUGCGGCUGAAGGAUCGUGGUGGGGACGGGAAGCAGAGUCUAGGAGACCCUUUGCAGACCACGGAGCCCUACUUCCACCUUGAUUUGGGGAAAGCCUCGGGUGCCGGGGGAGUGCUGGGCCAGCGCCAUGGGCAGCAGGAGAAGGGCAGAUACUUUGGGCACUCUGAACCUGGGAAGAUCUCCCGGAACAGCUCGAUAUUGCUGCAGCACCUCCAGAACCACACGGCAGAGCAGCCCUGAAGCCCUGGGGUAUUGUCUUCGGUGGGAUUUGGUCAGUACCAGGCAGGUGUGACCUGCGGUGCUCUGUCUUGUGUCACACUCCCCACCCCCUGUUCGAUCGUCAAAGCUAAGAGUGGGGUGUACAUAGGGGUAAACUGGGGCAACUUGGUCUGCCCAGGGUUGGAGACAUGCCCUUGAUGGAAAGAAGAUACUACGGACAUUAUUAUUAUUAUUAUUAUUAGGGUGGGGGUCUGUGCAGAUGCGCAGAAUCGAAACGGGAGGUGCUGCAGCAAACAAUGUAAGUUGGGGAAACCCUCGAGGUUCUUCACCAGCAAAAUACACAGUGGCUCUUCCUUUUCAGGUAUUUUUUCCUUCGUUCCUCCCUGGUUUCCCCUCUGAAUCAGAUGAGCUCAAGUCUCUUUGAAGGGUAGCUAAUCUUGAGGCCUUCCAGAUGUUGCUGGACUACAGCUCCCAUCAUUCCUGACCGCUGGCCAUGCCUGCUGGGGCUGAUGGGAACUGAAGUCCUAGCAACACCUUGAUAGCUUCAGCUUAGGCCUCUCCCCGUUUAAAACAUGGAAUUAGCCAGGAGCUGGCAGCAGGUGGCCUUGUACAAAAAGUGGAAGGCUUUCUCUGUGUGUGUGUUUCUGUAACUGGUGGGAGGGCUAGUUUCCAAAGUCCAUCUUUCUCCCCCUCCAUUAUUAUUAUUUUGUAUUUCCUAUAAGAGCUAUUCCAAUGCAGACAGAUUUUGUGAAAUAAGGUGAGAUGGGAGGUUUUGUGUUUUUAUAAAUCACCUGAAAAUACAACAUACUGGAAUGGCUCAUUGGGGUACGUUCUGUAUCUCCUCCUGCCUCCCGCAUGUGGUUGCUUCUCUGUUCUGACCACACUUAGUAUGAUGCUGAGGGUGGUUUUAGGUCUUUGAAUGUGAGUUUGUUUCCUCCUUCCAUGACAUGGCAUCAGGUAAACCAGGAUAUUUCGUAGGCAGCCUGUCUCCUCCUUCCCACCAGCUUUCCCCCAACCUCACAUUUCUACUCUUCCAUCCUGCCUGAUUUCAGGUGAAAACACUGAUGAUCAGAAAUGGGCUCCUGUGUACGUCUGUGAAUAAAUAGGAUGUACUUGGCACAUCUUAAGUGAAGCAGGUUUUCCAUAUUUCUGCACCCUCAAUGUAUCUCUGACUUCUACUGGUUGUAUUUCUUUUUCUGUGGGGAGAGGGGGUUCCUAGUUAGAUUUAAAAACACACAAAAAAUACUCCCCAUGCCUGUACAUUUUAGGUUUGCUUAGUCAUUCAGUGCCAACGUCUACCUCACCAAUCCAGGUUGGACCACGUCGAGGUCUUUGCCCAUAGAAAGUGCUGUAGAGUUGAUAAAGUAAUAAUCCUCAAAGACAAACAUAAUCUGUGGAACUCCCUGACACAGGAAAUAUAUGGCAGCAGACUCUUAACUUGCCCCAUCUAGAC
Molecule: messenger RNA, 6931 nt
Organism: Lacerta agilis (Sand lizard)
Lineage: Eukaryota; Metazoa; Chordata; Lepidosauria; Squamata; Lacertidae
Product: zinc finger protein 208-like
Exons: 5
Coding region: 1-5499 (1832 amino acids)
Source: RefSeq, a predicted model, not a curated record